CUAUGUGUGUGAAGAAAUGGUUUUCCCAAUGCACUGAUAUGAUUUUAUACAAUAACUUCAAUAAGAUGAAUUACUAAAAAUAUACAUGGUGAAACAGGUUAAGCCUCUGCUUGCUACGCUGGCAUCCUAUAUGGAUGCUGGUUCAAGUCCCUGCUGCUCCACUUCAGUCCCGUUUCCCUGCUAAUAUGCCUGAAAAUGGCAGAAGAAUGCCCAAGUACUUGGGCCCUUGCACCCACAUGGGAGACCUGGAAGAAGCUCCUGGCUCCUGGCUUCAAUCUGUCCCCACCCUAGCUGUUGCAGCCAUCUGGAGAGUAAACCAGUGGAUGGAAGAUAUUUCUCUCUCCCCUUCUCUCUCUAACUUUGCCUUUCAAAUAAAAUCUUAUAUGUGUGUGUAUAUAUAUAUAUCUAUAUAAAUAUGUAUGUGUAUAUAUAUUUAAAAGUGGGCAUUUACUCCCUAAGUGCCCACAAUGGCCAGACUGAAGCCAGGAGUCUGGAACUCGUUCCAAGUCUCCCACAUGGGUGACAAGGACUCAACCACUCAAGCCAUCACCUGCUGCUUCCCAGGGUCUGCAUCAGCAAGAGGCUGCGAUCAGGGAGGGAGCCAGAACUUGAACCCAGGUACUCUCAUGAGGAACGAGGGCAUCUUAACUGCUAGACCAAGUGCUCACAUGGAAUAGUCUUUAAAAAUGGGUAUACGAUAUGUUCUCUGCACCUUCCUGAUAAGGUAUGAACAUUUGCCUAUAGAGAACUGUUGGGGCUCUGUAUACCUUGGACCUAGGACUAUACAGGUAAGUUGAGAAGCCCAACAAAAGAAAUCCUGAAAUAGGGACAGUGGCACUUGCUCACAGAGCUGCCUGUGUCAUUAAUAAAAGGCUAAAACCCAGGAUUACCUUCGGGUCUCCAGGCCAACAGGCUGGGUGACCAAUCCACUGGCAGGCUCAGGGACAUUGUUGGGAGGCAGAAAUGUUGCUAUGACUACUGAAACCUCGGUGACAGCUAAACAGAAAGGAGAGCCUACUCAGUCUAAGACUGAAUCAAACAAGUCUGCAGACAUGUCCAUGGAAAAGAUGAUGAAGACAGAAGAGAAUUUUCAAAGGUUCACGGACUUUAAGAAGAUGGUUGACAGUUCCCACGUCUGUACCUGGCGCAGGUGGCGGAAUUCCCGAACUCGCUGCCUGUGGCAGAUGACGUUGAACCAGAGGAGAAACCCCUACGCCGCCCUGAGGCUGCGGGAGGAAGUGGCGCGGGAGCUGGCGCUGGCAAGCAAGCAGCUGUUGAUGGUCCGUCAAGCUGCCCUGCACCAGCUGUUUGAAAAGGAGUACCAGCAGUACCAGCAGGAACUAAAUCAGAUGGGCAAAGCUUUUUAUGUGGAGAGACUCUGACUGCAUCCGAAACCCCAUCCUCGUCACACCUGCUAACCUAGCCACCUUGAACCUCUACUGCCUUAAAAUUUCCUUCCCCAAAUGUUCCUGGAUCUAGCUAUCUGCCCAGCACUUUAAGACAAUGCUCUCACUCCCACCUCUUGACUCAAUUGCUAUUUGGGAAAUAAUCUAUAAACAAGAGUUAAAGACAGCAGCGACACCUUGUGGUCAGAGUGGGAUAUACAGUGUUGAUGUAGAGGUAGAAUGGACGAUUUGGUUUCGCAAAUAAAACUAGUUCCUAAAAGUGCA
Molecule: messenger RNA, 1670 nt
Organism: Oryctolagus cuniculus (rabbit)
Lineage: Eukaryota; Metazoa; Chordata; Mammalia; Lagomorpha; Leporidae
Source: RefSeq, a predicted model, not a curated record